AUGUUCCUUCGUUCCGUUACUCGCGCUGCUGCUCGCAGCUCGGCUGUGCCCACCACGGGCCUGCGCUCCUACCGCACCGUUUCGGGCCCAAUGGCUUGCCUGAACGCUCGUCCUCAGACUGAGAAGAAGUCUAUCGCUCCCCAGCAGACCCGCGCCGCCUCCGAGCAUGCCAUCUCGAAUCCCACACUCGCCGGUAUUGAGAAGCGCUGGGAGGCCAUGCCCCCUCAGGAGCAGGCCGAGCUGUGGAUGCAGCUGAGGGACCGCAUGAAGGUCGACUGGCACCAGAUGACCCUCCAGGAGAAGAAGGCCGCCUACUGGAUCUCCUUCGGACCCCACGGCCCUCGCUCUGUGCCCCCCAAGGGCGAGAACCUCAAGAUCUUCUUCAAGGUCGCCCAGCUCACCCUUGUCAGCUUUGGUAUCUUCUACAUCAUCCACAUGUUCGCCAAGCCCCAGCCCAAGACCAUGACCAAGGAGUGGCAGGAGGCCUCCAACGAGUAUGCUAAGCAAGAGAACAUCAACCCUAUCUACGGUAUCAGCUCCGUGGGUUACGAGGGCAAGGGCUUCGUCCAGAGCCCCCCUGCUGAGAAGCAAUAG
Aspergillus luchuensis is the source of this 594-nucleotide messenger RNA. RefSeq names its product cytochrome c oxidase subunit IV family protein (gene COX5A). The transcript is spliced from 3 exons. NCBI's taxonomy places the organism in Eukaryota, Fungi, Ascomycota, Eurotiomycetes, Eurotiales, Aspergillaceae. Gene Ontology annotation, biological process: mitochondrial electron transport, cytochrome c to oxygen. The record is from RefSeq and is a predicted model, not a curated record. Bases 1 to 594 code for a protein of 197 amino acids.